Coprinopsis cinerea okayama7#130 is the source of this 1593-nucleotide messenger RNA. RefSeq lists its product as hypothetical. NCBI's taxonomy places the organism in Eukaryota, Fungi, Basidiomycota, Agaricomycetes, Agaricales, Psathyrellaceae. The record is from RefSeq and is a predicted model, not a curated record. Bases 1 to 1593 code for a protein of 530 amino acids. The transcript has a single exon.
AUGCGGCUGGAGGAAGAGGAUAGUGGAGAAAACGGAGGGUUGCGGGUGGUUCAGCCAUAUAGGAUACGGGCGGUGUCACUCUGCUUGGUAUCCCUGUUGUGGGAGAGAGCAAUCCGAGCCUCACCAGAAUUCUGGCCACCAUUGGCGAUGGAGAUUUGGGAAUCAUCCCAUUACCCCGAGCAUCUAGUCCCCGGGCGGUUGGUCCCAACGUACCAAAGCGCCCUCGCCCUUAUGAGAGGCCAGCCGCGAGUGCUUCUUUUGAACAUUCGCGGGCAAUCAGUCUCACUAGCCGACGAGUCCCUGCCAGAACUACCUCUGGAGCCCGAGGACCUAGGGUUGCGGCCGUACAGACAGCCUCUCUCCACGAUCCUUAAUGAUUCAUCCACCAGCUCGCUCACCAAAUUAAAUGUUUACAUUGCACACGUGUUGGACGACAUACUUCUCCGCCACCCGUCGAUGAUGGGGAACCUGGAGUCGCUCGUACUUCAACACCCCGAACAGGAUGAUCUGGGCGGAUUCUCCACUUCCCAGCGACUGCCUCCCCUCCCCAAACUCCGAAAAGCAGUUUUCAUUACGCCUACUGACCUGUUCUUCGACCAGCUGGAUGUGCCAUUCUAUCGGCAACUCACCCACCUCUUCGUUCAAGGCAUCAGCCCUUGGGCAUGGGACGCACUCAUGGAAAGCUGCUGCAGCUUGCGCAAGGGUACAUUCGUUCUUCCGCAGAACUUGGACGGACCGCAACCCUUACUUGCACUCCCCAUUUCACCAUUCGACACCGAUGAGAAGAUUGUCCAGAACGAACUUUCGGAGCUUGUGUUAAUCGUCACCCAGAGACACGCCAUUCGUCCUAGCCGGUUUCACCAUUUCCAUUGGCCCAAUCUUACGACGCUCAAGCUUUUCUGCUACCCACGGGAGGGUUUCUCCGACACGAUACAGACCGAGGAACGGGACCUUAUCUUUCCUUCCCUCACACAUUUGACGUUGAUGGGCCUGAGCCUCACCUACCUCCAGCGGGACCUAACUCCUUUCCUCAAGGCCUCGUCUUCGUUGGAGGAAUUAAUCCUCGGUCCAAGCUGCGGCAACGAUCUCGCCAAUUUGUUCCGUCAUCUCUCUUCGAGCGUGACGCCCCCUCUUCCCUCCCUCCGCCGGCUCCGAAUCAAUUGCGCUGUCCCGUUUAGGCUUCCAUUUAUAGAUGAGCCUGUCCACCCAGAAGUGGAGGCACAGGCACUCAUGCACAUGGUUUGCGGGCUACUCGUCGACCUGGUGGUGUCAUUAAAAUUUGUAGGCCAGGGAACUGGAAAGGCUGCACCAUUGGAGAGUCUCAUCUUGCAGAUGCUCCCUUGCGAAAAAUUGGAGAGACUUGGAGCGCUAUUUGAAGAAAGGAUAAAGCCGUGGAUUUCUGCCAGUGGUGCCAGAAGAGCGCCCCACAUGGUUGAAGUUAGCAUCUUUGACGCCCCGAGUUUAAGUAUAUCGGAGUAUGUUCCUCUUCCCAAGAACAUUGUGCAUUGGGACGAGGGUAUGAUGGACUUUAUAGAGAAAGAUCCGCAGUACGGUUUCACUGUUCCGUCUGAUGCAAUGACUAUUGUUCUGUAG